AUGAAAGACGAGCUGACUAAAUUAGACCAAACAAUUCGCUCACACUAUGAAGAGGCACGAGAAAGUGUUCGUAAAGCACAAUCAGAAUACAGUAGUGCUCUUGACAAGAUUCCUACUGGUUUCAAAAGUCUCUUAUUCGACUUAGGGCGUGCUGUUAUCGGAAUCGUCAAGACGGCUGGUGAAGCCUUCACUACUGGCGCUGUAGGACGCAUGGGCUCCGUGGGCGGUCUCAUGGCUGGAUCUAUCACUAGCCCUGCUAUGUCACAGACUUCGGGACAGACGUUGACCUUUACCAGACUAUUCUCAGAUUCUUUCAAUAAAGCUUUGCCAAGAAUUAAGCAAAUUCUUAAUGCUGACAAUCAUAAUCAGUCGACAUCGAAUAAUCCUAAUGAAGAACUCGAAGCGUACAAAGUGACUUUUCAAACAUUUUUGUCAUCGGUUGCAAUAGGAAAAGCAGGUAAUUUGAAGGAGCGAGCAAGUGAAAUUAUUCAACAAGGUAUCAGUCUUGUGGAUGAGGUCUUAAAGAUAACUAAAGAAUCCUUGACUACUGGUGAAAGUAUUAAAAACGAUGUGGUUGCAAAUGUAAAUAGUCGUCUUGAUAAAUUAGCCGAAGAUCUGAAACCAAUGGUAGCUGCAGAAGCAAUGAAUGGCGCUGGUGUGCCACCUCCCGCAGAUGCAUCAAAUGGAAUGGGUGAUUCUUCUCAGAAUGAGAAGUUUGUUGCACAACUCUCCUUGAAUCGGUUGCAAUCAGCCGAGACUCGCUAUGACAAAAUAUUUGAUCAACUAAAGCAAAAUCAACAAGAAUUAGCCAAAUUAAUGGGUAAAAUUGCUUCAUUAGACAUGACUCGCAUUCGUUACAAAGAGAUUCUCGAGCUCCUUCGCGAAGCUCUUCAUCUACUGGCACGUAUUCGAGAACAAUGGGGUCAGUUGGUCUUGUUUUUUGCCGAAAUCGCAACACGUGCAGAGAUUACUUUGAGUGGUACUCUUGGCCCAUUCAUCACCCAAGCAGGUCAAGCAGGUAGUGAAUCCCUCUCGCUGGAAGAACGACUCUUCUAUGUAGACCUUCUCAAAGCACAAGCUGAAGAGAUCGAUUCACAGUCACAGAUGCUCUACCUAAUGUCUCGAACCUAUGUUGAUAUGUCAACCAAUUAUAUCAUGGGUCGUCUGAGCGGUCUAUCGAAAAUGCUUCUCGCAGGUGAUGAUAGUGAGCGUAAUCGUCUCAUUACACAGUUGACUCAAGAGACGCAGACUAGUCAACAGGCCAUCAUGGAUUUGGUUACGCAGCGCAAAACUAAUUAUCAAAAUGCACUUCGAAAGCGACGAAUUGAACUCCAAAAUUUCAUCGAGAGACUUGGUGGACCAGAUUCCGAUGAUCAAGCAGCAAUCGAAGCUGGAAAAGCAAUGCUUGAGAAUAAAUCAUAA
Rotaria sp. Silwood2 is the source of this 1422-nucleotide messenger RNA. NCBI's taxonomy places the organism in Eukaryota, Metazoa, Rotifera, Eurotatoria, Philodinida, Philodinidae. The record is from the annotation of a GenBank genome assembly.